GAGAGUAUCUAUAAGGAGUUCUUCUCGCAAGGUGACUUGGAAAAGCAGAUGGGUAAUCGUCCAUUGGAGAUGAUGGACCGUGACCGUGCUUGUGUACCGAAAUUGCAACUUGAAUUCAUGGAUACCAUCGCACUUCCUGUUUUUGAAUACUUGUCGCAGUUAUUGCCCGAAAGUAAAAGUACCUAUGAAUCAAUGUUAUUCAAUCGGAAAUGCUGGCAAGCUUUGGGUGAAAUACUAGCGGAAGAGGAUUUCCCAACAUUGGGCCUGGAUUAUCUCAGGGAUUCAGCGCUAGAAGAACAGAUAGGAGGAUGUGCGCAGAAGCGUUUUAACUAA
Messenger RNA from Gongylonema pulchrum, 333 nucleotides. Lineage: Eukaryota; Metazoa; Nematoda; Chromadorea; Rhabditida; Gongylonematidae. The record is from the annotation of a GenBank genome assembly.